AGAAAUUGUUUUGAAUGUUUACGUUUGCACCUGGUGCAACUGUCGUCAAUUAAGUGUAUCCAGUCGCCAGACGCGACUUCUCCUUGAAUAUCAGAUGCAUAAUGCGGCUCUGUCAGUUUUUAGUUGCCGCCUGCUGCAUCCACGUGCUGAUUGCAAGUAAUCAUUGGGUGGUAAAGGAUGAGCGCAUUAUACAGAAACUCGACUCGCCGUUUUUUAUGCGGGAGCCGCACAACCUGAUUGCAUUCCUCGAGCAGAUCCGCUACAAUGAGUACGUGGAGAGCAGCUAUUUGGAACUGCUGCGCAAGCGGGAGCAGAUCGUCGAGCAUUUACGCUUUUCGAUGCGAUUUGGCGAAGAUCUUGCCGAGCAGGCCAAAUGCGCCAUGGACUACUAUUUGCUCGAGAAGCGAAUGUCCUACCUGAAAAUCACUCCAGAUCAGUUGAAGCGCAUCAAUCUACCGGAGCAGCGAGAACUGCAGCGGACCGCAAUCAAUACAAAAAUCGAACGUGCUUUGGAGCCGAUAUGCAACAAUUACCAUGAGCUGAGUGUUGGCCCAGCCACAUACGAUCAUCUGGAGAGUUUUCGACAGGAGGUGCUAGACUCGGCGUAUGUGGAGCGCGAGUAUGACAGCAACAUUGGCACCGCCACUGUCGAGCUGACCCGUCGCUUUGCUUUGGAGGGACUCCAGCGGCAGCCCGAUUCGUGGAAGUUUCACACGUUGAGCUCGUACUAUUGGCGCAUGCGCGGCAAUGCGCUCCAGGCGUUGCCUUGUGCCCGUCUGGCUACCAUGCUGGCGCCGCCGGAGCACAAGGAUAUUGCGCUGCUCAGCCUGGGCACAAUACUGUUUCGGAUGGGCCGGCUGGCCGAUGCCGAUCUAAUACUGAGCGCUGCCGUGGAGCAUGCACCGAAAGUGGCCGAAAAUCAUGUUGUACUCGCGUCGGCAUUGGCCAUGAAGCACGAUUUCAAUCGUUCGCAACAGCAUUUCGAUAUGGCGGAGCGUCUGGAUCCCAGCACACUGCCACGGACGCAACAGGUGCGCAAUUUCAUCACUUGUUUGGAGAACCUCACCAAGAAGACGUCCAAGAUGUAUAGCUAUGUGAAGUACAUGAAGAACGAGGUGAAGGAGUUCAAGAAACUGAAAUAUCAUAUAUCUCAGAAUCACGAGAGACUUAUACAGCAGCAGUUGCCGCUGGGAGCGCGUCGGUUUCUGGACUCCCGGGCCAACAAUGAUGAUCUGCAUCGACGCGGACAAUACUGCAGUACACGCACCCCCAACGGAUCCGAUGAGCCAGUGCUCUUCUGUGACUUCUACUCGGACAUGCAAAUGCGGCUCGAAAGCAAAGAUAUCGAUAUCGAUGUCCUUGAGCGCGAUCUGAUGGCAAAUACGGAGAGCGUCAUCCGACAGGUGUCUACGGAAAUACGAAAGCAGUUCAAUUUAGAGCAGCUGAAGGCGGCCAAGGCUCAGAUGCCGGCAAAGGCCACAAAAUCUACGUAAGGAUUCAUUUGCUACAAUUCAAAGGCAUUCCUCACAUUUCGGUCACAGAUUAGCUUUUAAAAUGGUUAUUAAUUUGUACAUUACUUAAUUUGUAAGAUGCAAAUAUUUUUUUUUGUAUGUAUAUAUGCUAUAUAUAAGUAGCUAUUGUUAAUGCUAGGGUAUAUAUAUGUAUAACUGUAUAGCUUAGGCAGGUAGCAUGCCAUCCACUCUCUCCACUUGUCGCAAAAGAUUAGUUUUUAAAACUUGUGUCGCAUUCGUAAACGUUUCACUGGCCAUCAUUGCCUUUUAAAUCUGCCAGGAGUAUAGUUUUUCUUCACAUUCUUAUUUAGUUUGUAAUACACACGAAAAUUUCCCUGAAAUCAACGUAUCCAACACAAAUAUAGUUUACUUUUGCAACAAGAUACACUCAU
Molecule: messenger RNA, 1903 nt
Organism: Drosophila grimshawi
Lineage: Eukaryota; Metazoa; Arthropoda; Insecta; Diptera; Drosophilidae
Product: tetratricopeptide repeat protein 17
Exons: 1
Coding region: 102-1493 (463 amino acids)
Biological process (GO): actin filament polymerization
Cellular component (GO): actin cytoskeleton; cytoplasm
Molecular function (GO): protein binding
Source: RefSeq, a predicted model, not a curated record